AAAUCAGGCCUCUUUCACCAUCGUGGCUGCCUUGAACGAAUUUCUGAUUGGAAAGACGAAAUUUAUUUAGGCGGUCAAACAGCAAAAUGGUGUCCUCUAAAAAACAGAAAAAGGCAAUGGAGAGUAUCAACUCUCGUCUGGCACUUGUGAUGAAAAGUGGAAAGUUCACUUUAGGAUACAAGUCUACUCUUAAAACACUGCGACAGGGCAAGGCUAAGCUUGUUAUCAUCUCAAAUAACACACCUCAGCUUAGGAAAAGUGAGAUUGAAUACUAUGCCAUGUUGGCCAAGACUGGAGUCCAUCACUACACUGGUAACAACAUCGAACUUGGUACAGCCUGUGGCAAGUACUUCCGUGUUUCAGUCCUCAGCAUCACUGAUCCUGGUGACUCAGACAUCAUUCGUUCCAUGCCAGCAGAACAGCAGACAGCACAGCAACAACAGUCAUAAAUAAAUGUUGUAGAAAAUGUGAAUUAAAGUGUUUCUGAGAAA
Messenger RNA from Pocillopora verrucosa, 491 nucleotides. RefSeq names its product large ribosomal subunit protein eL30. Gene Ontology annotation, cellular component: cytosolic large ribosomal subunit. Gene Ontology annotation, molecular function: structural constituent of ribosome; RNA binding. The record is from RefSeq and is a predicted model, not a curated record. NCBI's taxonomy places the organism in Eukaryota, Metazoa, Cnidaria, Anthozoa, Scleractinia, Pocilloporidae.